Molecule: messenger RNA, 883 nt
Organism: Drosophila melanogaster (fruit fly)
Lineage: Eukaryota; Metazoa; Arthropoda; Insecta; Diptera; Drosophilidae
Exons: 3
Coding region: 38-829 (263 amino acids)
Cellular component (GO): extracellular region
Source: RefSeq, marked reviewed
ACAUUUUCAUUUGUGCCCUAAGUGAGAUCCAGUGAACAUGGAGUACGGUAGAUUUCAAACGGUCGGUUGUCUGUUGAUCAUCCUGGGUAUGGCCAGUUCUCAGCCCCUGUCCUGGUGUGAUCCGGACUUAUGUCCUGACAACACGGUGCACAUAGCGUGUAAUAACGAUGGUAAAUUCCAUGAAAGCUGCUCCCCGGAUGCCACUAUGGUGGACCUGAAGCCUUAUCGCAAACUUAUCGUGAAUGAGCACAACAAGCGCAGGAACUACAUUGCCUCUGGAUCUUUGCCCGGCUACUAUCCGGCCACCCGCAUGGCCACCAUGGUGUGGGAUGAGGAGCUGGAGUACCUGGCCACGUUGAACCUGAAAACCUGUUACCUGGAGCACGACGACUGCCACAACAGCUACCGCUUCCGGAAUCUGGGUCAGAAUCUCUGCGGUGUCGAUCGUCGGAGGAACUGGGACUUGAACGUGACCAAUCUGGUGGAGCAGUCGAUGGGCUUGUGGUUUGGAGAGCACAAACUCAUCGACAGCAGUUACAUUACCGAUUUUAAGCUGACCAAAGACCUCGAAAAGUAUGGACACUUUGUGGAAACCGUGCUGGACAGGAACACCCAUGUGGGCUGUGCCAUGAUGCGCUUCACCAAUCCGCAGUACCCCUUCCUCUACAUCUACAAUACUGCCUGCAACUAUGCCAGUGUCUAUGCCAUCGGAGUUCCUGUUUACAAUGCCGGAAAGCCCGCCUCUGAAUGCCGGACGGGAAGUAAUCCAGAGUAUCCCGCACUCUGUUCCAUCAAGGAACAAUACAAUCCAAACCACAAUUUCUACUAGCUAAUCAACCAAAUGAUAAAUACGCAACCAAAAUACACUAUAGUUAAUGAACCU